Molecule: messenger RNA, 450 nt
Organism: Clonostachys byssicola
Lineage: Eukaryota; Fungi; Ascomycota; Sordariomycetes; Hypocreales; Bionectriaceae
Source: the annotation of a GenBank genome assembly
AUGCGACUCUCUCAUAUCUUCACCCUUACUUCUGUGGCACUCGCUGCCCAAGGCGCGCCUCUAGACGACGCCCCCAACCCUGUCACACGCCAGGCUCCAUGCCCUACCGGCUACAAGCCAGUCCCUGGACUUCCCGGUGUCUGCGUGCCUCUCAACUCCAAGCGGGACACGGAACUCGAGGCUCGCCAAGCUCCAUGCCCUACUGGGUAUAAGCCCGUUCCUGGACUCCCGGGAGUUUGUGUGCCCCUCAACUCUAAGCGUGAUGGCGAAAUGGAAGCUCGCCAAGCUCCUUGCCCAACCGGCUACAAACCAGCUCCUGGACUUCCUGGCGUCUGUGUCCCGCACAACUCUAAGCGAGAUGCCGAAGUCGAGGCUCGCCAAGCACCAUGUCCUGCUGGGUAUAAGCCGGUAGCCGGACUUCCUGGUGUUUGCGUGCCUCAAAACUCUUAG